CUGUGUGCACAAAAAGAAAGCCUUCUGGAUUUGCAAUAGCUAUAGGAGUUAGGAGCGCAGCUUGCUGAGAUCACAAAAGUAUCUCACGAUGGCAAACGAAACACCAGACGCCGGCUCGGAUUCGGCGAUCACCGAUACCAACGUAGUCAACGGAUUGACGACUGCUUCUAAUACUACAGAGCCAACCGACGCACGGGAUGAAGCUAUUGUGGAUGAACCCGUCUCAGCUGCGGCAGAGGAGCUACAUCCAGAGCCUAAAACUACAGCUGGAGAGGAAUUAACUAUAAAAAAGGAUCCAAGUAUCCAUGAUUUACCUAAUUGUGAGCCCCCUAAGCCCACAUCGGUUGAUGUUCCCAUGGCUACAGGCGACGGCGGAGACAAUGACUACAAAAACUUAACCCAAGAAGCAGCUCUGCGUAAGUUAGAAUCGAGUAAGGAUGGUCUUACUACUAAAGAGUAUGAACAAAGACUGCAACAAUAUGGACCAAAUGCAUUGCCCACUGUUGAGAAGAACAAACUAUGGGAGUUUUUCAAGUUCCUAUGGAAUCCUUUAAGUUGGGCUAUGGAGGUUGCUGCCAUACUGUCAAUCAUUUUAUUAGAUUACGUAGACUUCGUUCUUAUCAUUAUCCUCCUGUUACUAAAUGCCGCGAUCGGUUACAAGGAGGAGGCUGCAGCUGGUGAUGCUAUUUCCGCACUUGCAGCGUCACUGGCACCAAAGGCUAAGGUGUACCGAGAUGGAGCUAUAGUCACAAUUGAAGCGAUAAAUCUCGUCCCCGGUGAUGUGAUCCUGGUACGGUUAGGGGAUGUAAUUCCCGCAGAUAUUAAAUUGCUCGGGGAGGAUCACCAAGAGCCAUGUCAGAUUGAUCAGGCAGCACUAACGGGCGAGUCAUUGCCAGUUAAAAGAUUUGUUGGAGAAUGCGCCUAUUCCGGUUCAACUGUGAAGCAGGGUGAAACACGUGGAUUGGUUUACGCAACCGGUGCCAAUUCUUUUUUUGGAAAAGCGGCUGCACUCAUAAAUGGUACCGAGAAUCCUGGGCAUUUGCAGCAGGUCAUGACAACCAUUGGUGCAACUUGCAUUAUAACCAUUAUAUUCUGGGCUGUCAUUGAGCUGGGUGUUCAGUUUGGUCACUACGAUCAUGGGUGUUCUCUCGGGAGCCAAGGCUCGUGUCCUACACUAUCCAAUCUGCUAGUUAUCAUCGUGGGAGGCAUCCCUAUUGCAAUGCCCACGGUGCUGUCCGUCACGCUCGCACUGGGUGCCAGUGCUCUCGCCAAGCAUGGGGCAAUCGUAUCACGCUUAACUGCCAUUGAAGAAAUGGCCGGCAUGGAUAUGUUGUGCUCAGACAAGACUGGAACACUUACUCUCAAUCAACUGAGUGUGGACAAGCCGAACUUGAAAGCUCAAGAGAGCGCAGGAUUCACACAAGGCGAUAUUUGCCUCUAUGGUGCAUUGGGAGCUAAAAUAGAGAACGAAGAACCAAUUGAUCUGUGCUGUCACGAGGCAUACGACGGGAAAGAUACACUUUGGGACAACUACACAUGCAUCAAGUAUGUACCAUUCAACCCGAACGACAAGCGGACAAUCGCGACUAUCAAACCCAAAGACGGCAGUGAAAUAUUUCGCUGCACCAAGGGCGCUCCGCAGGUGAUCUUGAAAAUGGCUCACAACUACGAAGAGAUUAAGAACCAAUUCGAGGACACUAUUCUGGAGUACGCUGGACGUGGUUAUCGGGCUUUGGGAGUCGGCAAAUCAAUGGGCGAAGACAGUGAGAAAUGGGAGUUUGUGGGACUUAUUCCUAUUUUCGACCCCCCUCGUCAUGAUACCAAAGACACGAUCGAGAAGUGCAUUGAAUUGGGUAUUGGAGUCAAGAUGAUUACAGGAGAUCAGCUUCCCAUCGGUAUUGAGACAGCCAGACAACUAGGUAUGGGAACAAACAUGUACACAACCGAGGUACUCAACGAGGGGCAUGGCGAACACAAACUUAUUAAAGGAGCUCUCACACUCGACGAUCUCAUCGAACAAGCUGACGGCUUCGCUGAGGUUUUCCCUGAACAUAAGUACGAGAUUGUCGCUCGCUUACAGAAGAUGGGCCACAUCACAGCAAUGACUGGUGAUGGGGUGAACGAUGCCCCGGCUUUGAAGAAGGCUGACAUUGGAAUUGCCGUUGCAGACGCUACUGACGCCGCCCGGGCGGCAUCGGAUAUCGUACUAACAGAAAGUGGACUUGGUGUGAUCAUCCAUGCGAUUAUCGAAGCCAGGAAGAUCUUCGGAAGAAUGAAGUCAUACGCCAAGUACACCAUCGCCAUGACGUUCCGUAUCUGCUUCACCUUCGGUCUACUGACCACCAUCUACAACUGGUACUUCCCCACCAUCCUGAUUGUGCUGCUGGCUAUCUUCAAUGAUGGUGCCAUGAUUUCACUGUCCAAAGAUCGUGUUUCACCCAACCAUAACCCGGAUGCGUGGUUCCUGAAGAAGCUGUUUAUUGCGGGACUUAUCUACGGCCUAUACCUAACCCUGUCCUCCUGGGUCCUCUUCUAUGUUGCGUCACACACCAACUUCUUCGAGGGCGGGUCAGCUCUGAACCUUUCACCAUCACUGUACUACACAGACUCAUCGAACUACUGCCUGACACAAACUGACGCCACCACGGGCGCAAUCAUCACAGCCGGAACCCAAGCCUACACGUUGUGCGUUACCGAAGUCACCUGGGAGCGACAGAGUCGACUUCGUGCGUUGAUGUACAGUCAGGUGUCCAUCAGUGGCAUGGCUCUGAUCUUCAUCACACGCACGUCUAAAAUCUCGUGGAUGGAUAGACCAGGUAUGUCCAUCUUGGCGGCCUUCAUAUUCUCUCAGGUAGUGUCUUCACUUAUCGCUGGCUUUGGGUUCGAUGGCUACGAACGACCCGACCCAUCGCAGUUAUGUGUGUACUGCGAGGACUACACCGCAGCCGCACCCAUUCCCGGAGAUAACGAGAGUAGGUUCAAUGCAUCCUUGUUGGGGUGCGGAAUCUGGGUGCUGAUCUCCUGGAUCUGGUGCAUUAUAUGGUAUGUGCCCAUGGAUCUGAUCAAGAUGGUGUUACAGUACGUUAUGGACGAGGAGAAGCCCGUGUUCUUUGUACAGAAGGAUGUGGUCAACCCCCACUUCCAGGGUUCCAUCUCACGCGCCUCCUCUUUGGGCCGUCCGCGCAACGGUGCUUCAGUCUCGACUGGAAAUCCACGCGCGAGCCGUGUGGUAAGAGGGAGUGUGAUGUAGGUAGGGUGAUUGACAAUGCCAUUUCAUAUCUGGAGUCAGAGCUCGAACUUUGUAUUUGGCUUCACAGGAUACACGUGUGGGUGGGUAUUGGUUAAGAUGAUAACGGUUGAUUGGCCAGCGCUCCGUCUAACUUUAGAAGAAACGUCUAUAAAAAUUGACACAUAAGAGUACCCAAAAUAAGCGGUGUAAUGCACGGGGCCGUGGCGAUGAGAACGAGAGUAGUCCUGUGCUGAUUUUAGUAUUUUGCAGUAUCUAAGCAAAUAAACAGUUGAUAUACAUGACUAUUUUGGUAAUUCUGGUUUAUACCGAUGAAAGGAAAGGAAAGACUCAUGACGUGCGAGCAAGUCGUCGUAAAUGGCAUCCAGUGGUGGUACGCCUGUCGAUGUGAAGGGCAUCCAGUGGUGGUACGCCUGU
This is a messenger RNA of Sphaeroforma arctica JP610, 3664 nucleotides long. Its product is annotated as plasma-membrane proton-efflux P-type ATPase. Gene Ontology annotation, biological process: regulation of intracellular pH; proton export across plasma membrane. Gene Ontology annotation, molecular function: ATP hydrolysis activity; P-type proton-exporting transporter activity; ATP binding. The coding region runs from base 89 to 3250 and encodes 1053 amino acids. The record is from RefSeq and is a predicted model, not a curated record. The transcript is spliced from 3 exons. Gene Ontology annotation, cellular component: plasma membrane. NCBI's taxonomy places the organism in Eukaryota, Ichthyosporea, Ichthyophonida.